GUGUGGGUGUGUCCAGACCAGGCAAGAUAUCAUAUAACGAAAGGGCUUUUAUAAGGCAGCUGUUUUUAUACACUCCAUAAAAAUUACCCACCACAGCUGUAGCACAAACUGAGCUACCGAACAAAAGGAAGGAAAAGCGAACCGCAGUGAAAAGCAGUGUCUGUCAUCAGUCAUGGAGGAUCUCUCUCGUGCUAACAGUCUCUUCGCUCUGGAUCUCUAUCGGGCUCUGAGUGCGAGCAACGCUGAGAAAAACAUGUUCUUUUCCCCGCUGAGUAUCAGCACAGCGCUCAGCAUGGUCUACUUGGGAGCCCGAGGAGACACUGCCACAGAAAUGGCAAAGGUUUUGUCAAUUAGUUCUAUUUCUGAUGUUCACUCUCAUUUUAAGACCCUCACCUCAACUAUCAACAGACCAUCAGCCACCUACAUCCUUAAACUGGCAAAUCGCCUCUAUGGAGAGAAAACCUUCAGCUUCUUACCAGAGUAUUUGAACUCCACUCUGAAGCUGUACCAUGCUGACCUGCAGACUGUAGACUUCAUUGGAGCAUCUGAAGAGUCACGAAAGCUCAUUAACAAAUGGGUGGAGGAGCAGACAGAGAAUAAAAUUAAAGAUCUUCUUAAGCGCGGUAUAGUAACUGACCUGACCCGACUAGUUCUGGUUAAUGCCAUCUACUUCAAAGGGACCUGGAUGCACAGAUUUGAAACAAGAGACACUGAAGAAAUGCCAUUUAAAAUAAACCAGAAUGAGCGCCGUCCUGUGCAAAUGAUGUACCAGAAAGAAAUGUUUCCCUUCAGAUACAUCCCAGAGCAUGAACUACAGGUGCUGGAGUUACCAUAUAAACAGGAGGAGCUCAGCAUGUUGAUCCUUCUUCCAAAUGAAACUCAGGAUGGCUCUGACCCUCUUCUGAAGCUGGAGAGCGAGCUGACCCUUGACAAGCUGCUUGACUGGACUGAAAGAGAAAAAAUGGGCACGUCAAUGGAUAUCAGUGUCCAUUUGCCAAAGUUCAAGCUGGAGGUUGACAGCUCCCUAUCAGAAAUACUGCAAGAGAUGGGUAUGAGCUCUGUGUUCCAAGAAACAAAGGCUGAUCUGACAGGCAUGAGCACCCAGCGCAGGCUCCUCAUUUCAGCAGUGGCCCAUAAGGCUUUUAUUGAGGUCAAUGAAGAAGGCACUGAGGCAGCAGCAGCCACUGCAGUCAUGGUGGAGUUGGACUGUGCUUUCCCGUGUCAAAGUUUCAUAGCAGAUCACCCCUUCAUGUUCUUCAUCAGACACAACCCCACUAACAGCAUCCUCUUCCUUGGCAGAUUCAGAGCCUACUGCAUCCUGUCAAAGCACAGUGACAGCAAAAAAAAGUUCCUGUUGACAAGCAACUUUGUUAACGGUGCUGUGCAACCAAACGACCACAGCUGCCACAGUUUUGUACUGCGCAUUCAGGCAUUCUCGAUCGAGUUGUCAUCAGUCAUGGAGGAUCUCUCUCGUGCUAACAGUCUCUUCGCUCUGGAUCUCUAUCAGGCUCUGAGCGCAAACAACGCUGAGAAAAACAUGUUCUUUUCUCCACUAAGCAUUAGCGCAGCGCUCAGCAUGGUUUACUUGGGGGCCCGAGGAGAAACUGCCAACGAAAUUGCAAAGGUUUUAUCCUUCAGUUCUGUCUGUGAUGUUCACUCUCAUUUUGAGACCCUCACCUCAACUAUCAACAGUCCAUCAGCCUCCUACAUCCUCAAACUGGCCAACCGCCUCUAUGGAGAAAAAACCUUCAGCUUCUUAUCUGAGUAUUUGGACUCCUCUCUGAAGCUGUACCACGCUGAACUUCAGGCUGUGGACUUCACUGGAGCAUCUGAAGAGUCACGGCAGCUCAUUAACAAAUGGGUGGAAGAGCAGACAGAGAAUAAAAUUAAAGAUCUUCUUAAGCCUGGUGUGAUAGAUGGGUUGACCCGACUAGUUCUGGUUAAUGCCAUCUACUUUAAAGGGAACUGGAAGCAUAUGUUUGAAGAAAAAGGCACUAAAGAAAUGGCAUUUAAAAUAAACCAGAAUGAGACCCGGCCUGUGCAAAUGAUGUACCAGGAAGAGUCAUUCCCCUUCAGGUCCAUCCCGGAGGAUAAUCUGAAGGUGCUGGAGUUACCAUAUAAAAAUGAACAGCUUAGCAUGUUGAUCCUUCUUCCAAAUGAAUCUCAAGAUGGCUCAGACCCUCUUCUGAAGCUGGAGAGCGCACUGACCCUUGACAAGCUGCUUGACUGGACCAGAAAAGAACAAAUGGCCACAUGGAUGGAUAUCAGAGUCCAUUUGCCAAAGUUCAAGUUGGAGGUUGACAGCUCCCUAUCAGCAAUACUGCAAAAGAUGGGGAUGAGCUCUUUGUUCCAGGAAGCAAAGGCUGAUCUGACAGGCAUGAGCAGUAAAGGUGGUCUCUUCCUUUCAGAGGUGGUACACAAGGCUUUUGUUGAGGUGAAUGAGGAAGGCACUGAGGCAGCAGCAGCCACUGCAGGCUUUACAUUUUUAAGUGCCCGCAUAUCAGAAAGUUUCACAGCAGAUCACCCCUUCAUGUUCUUCAUCAGGCACAACCCCACUAACAGCAUCCUCUUCCUUGGCAAAUUCAGAGGCCCAUCCUAAAAUGUUUUUUUUUCCUGGUUUUAAUGAAGAAGAAAUUAUGUUUUUGUUUUAAUAUUUUAGCAAACAAAAAUAAUUUGCACCAUUUCUAUUUGUUUUUGUGUUCACAAAUGAAAUCAUUUCAGAUCAUUUCUAGUAUUGUCUUUUUAGAGUCAUACAUUUUGGUUUUGAGCAUGACUCUUUCAAUUGUAUGUUCGUCUCAAAUAGUUUUAGGGAAAACUGGCAAAAUAAAGGCUGGGUGUUGUCUUUUACAA
Labeo rohita (rohu) is the source of this 2850-nucleotide messenger RNA. RefSeq lists its product as uncharacterized. The coding region runs from base 173 to 2599 and encodes 808 amino acids. NCBI's taxonomy places the organism in Eukaryota, Metazoa, Chordata, Actinopteri, Cypriniformes, Cyprinidae. The transcript has 14 exons. The record is from RefSeq and is a predicted model, not a curated record. Gene Ontology annotation, biological process: negative regulation of endopeptidase activity. Gene Ontology annotation, molecular function: serine-type endopeptidase inhibitor activity.